CUUCAUUCCCAGCUAUGUCGAUCUCUCCCUCGCUGCAUUAUAAUACUAUCCUCCUGCGAUCGAAUGCUCGCAUCCUUGCCCACAUUAUUCUCUAAGUUGUAUUGGGAGUUGGGGCUUCGGAAUGAUUGUGGAAUAAUACUUGGUUGUAAGGGAUAUACUGGGUAGGAGGCACAUGGUAUUUUGAAGUUGGGUAAUGCUGUGGAGCAGGGGGAUAGUAUUGUGAUAAUGGUGGAUAGAAUUGGGAAGAAGGGGGUAAUUGGGGGACCGAGGGUUCAGGAGGAAGAUGCUGCAUUUGAACAGCAUGUGACGGAUAUAUUUGAGAGGGGGCAGGAUAUUGUGACCGAGAAUGCUUUUUUGGACGAAGAUUGGGCUAUAAAAUAUGACCAACUUCAUUCGGUACCUCGACAAGAUCUUCCUCAUUUCCUUCCUCAUCAUCGCUAUCUGGGACAAGAACUCUUCUGUCUUCACCUGCAUUCUCAGCUUCUUGGUUUUUGUCGACCCUUCGAGACGCUUGAACACGCGCACAGUCUUUGGUAUAGUGAGUGGAACUUUGGCAGUGUUUACAGCGCCCUUUUUUUCGCUGGGUCAAUCCAGCCCCCAUAAUUCUUUCUGACUGAGUCAAGUACCUUCCUGAAGGUGCCGACAUCCGGUCUUCCUGCAACACUGGUGGAUUAGGGGCCUUCCUUCCCCGCUUGGUGCUUAAAAUGGGUGGAUCGAGGAUAAGUUCUUGGUCCUCACCGAAGUCAAAUACAUCAUCCAGCCGUAUGACUGAUGUAUCUGGGGUGCCAACAAGUCUGUUAAUAUGGUCAAGGUAUCUUUUGAGACUUGCGGCAGACCCGAGACGCCAGUGAGGAUGAAUGUGAUCCUUUUCAAGGUGUCUUCUUUCCCGGACGAAGCUAAUGAGACGAUGGGCGCAGGGCAAUCCAUGGGAUUUUGUAAACGAGCCACUGCACGGGUGUGAUUCUUCAAAGUCAUCGACACCUUCAUCGUAAUCACCCAAAUAUCUUUUGGCCAAAGUCAACUGCUCAGCAAGAAGCUUCAUUGCAGCGCGGGAUAUGGAGCCUUUUAACUAAACAAUUAUAUCAGCACGAUUACAAAAAGGACAGAAAGAAGGAAGGAACAUACCCGAACAAAAGUACUGGGAAUAUGUGUAGCACACCUCGUUCUCUCGAGCUCAAUUCUUUUCAAAAUUUUCAACCACUGCUGAUCAAAAUACGUACUUAGAGACCCAAUGACAAGCAGAAGAUCACCGUACUUGGUGUCAAUUGAUUUCUUAAGAGUUGCGUGCUGACCUUCUAAGCGUGAAUUACCGGUUUGUCCGAAGUGAAGUUGCUUGUUGAUAUAGGCAUGUACAAAGCGCUCCUUGAUUUCAUCCAAACCCCGGAUAUACGAGAUCGCUCGAGCAUAUUUCUGACCAGGAUAAAGUUCUUCCAUCUUCCGAUAACCUUCCUCAAGCUGCUCAUCCGAUUUUGCAUGUACACAAUACCGUACCCAAGCUUUGCAGAAAUUCGAGACAGCCAUGACGAUGUUCUCUUCGUCAACGAAACAGGGCCUUAUAUUGCUUUUGACAUUUUCUUGAAGAUGCCAGAAGCAGGAGAAGCGGUAAGCCUUGGGGAGGACAGACAUGAGAGCGUUGAUGAGUGCUGGGUCACGAUCGGUAAUGACAACCUUGACAUCCGGUUUGCCGACAAGUUCGAAGAACGAAUUGAGAGCUUGGGUAUACCAGUUUGUGGUUUCACGCAACAUCAAGAUGACUCCUGCAGUGUAUGUCAUACCUGUCGAUGUGGAUCCGACGAUAUGGAGCAUGGGCAUCCGGUACAGGUUCGUCUUGUAUGUGCAGUCGAAGAAAAGGACUUCGGGAAAUCGGUGAAUCAGUGCGCGAGCAGUUCGCUUGGUGUAAACCAAACCAAUGAGUUCAUCGCGUGUGUUGACAAACGG
This is a messenger RNA of Cryptococcus deneoformans JEC21, 1938 nucleotides long. RefSeq lists its product as hypothetical. NCBI's taxonomy places the organism in Eukaryota, Fungi, Basidiomycota, Tremellomycetes, Tremellales, Cryptococcaceae. The transcript has 3 exons. The record is from RefSeq and is a predicted model, not a curated record. The coding region runs from base 226 to 603 and encodes 125 amino acids.